Molecule: messenger RNA, 2013 nt
Organism: Hyaloperonospora brassicae
Lineage: Eukaryota; Oomycota; Peronosporomycetes; Peronosporales; Peronosporaceae
Source: the annotation of a GenBank genome assembly
AUGGCGGUCGACGACGCGACAAGGGGGCGCAAGAGCGAGCUCGUUGCGUGCUGCAUCGAAGGCCACGAGAUCCAGAAACGACGCACGUCCAGGAAGAAAGCGCUCGACCCGCUGCGCUAUCUCCCCGACAGUAGCACUUGCUACGCGCUGUUCGCGAUCGCCGCGUACUUUAGCGAAGACACGACCACUCGUCGGCAUCUCGUGCAUCGGAGCUACAAACAGCUGCAUGCGCUGCACAUGCGCCUGCUCAAGACGUACCCGAAAUCGCACUUGCCACGGCCGUUCCCUGCCAUGCGCACGAAGAAACUCGUGCCCGAGUACAUGCACGAGAAACGUACCGAGUUGACUACGUACUUAACGCGACUACUGCAAAUACCCGAAGUCAAAGCGUCGCAAGUGCUGCACGAGUUCUUGGCGACGAGCACCGCACAAGUGGAAGACAGCAGCGACGAGGACGAGAACGAAGGCGAGGAGGACGACGACGACGACGAGGAGGUCAUGCCGUCCACGAAGCCUGGGAAACGUCCGGGUACGGUCGUGACUGUCCGAGCGGGUCAGUCGUUUUCCGUGACACUGCCACUUGAAGCUGCAGGUGACGUGGCAGUGUGGCAAUUCGCCACCAAGAAGCACAAUAUUGGGUUCAGUGCGACAUUUCACGAGCAAGUGAUUCGUGCGUAUUCGCGCGAAGGAGCCGACGUGAAGUUCGUGAAGGGCUCGUAUUGCUGUGAACGUCCCGGUACGUGUACACUGACGUGGGACAACACGUACACGUGGAGCAAAGCCAAAGUGUUGAUGUACUGGGCUGAGGUGGAGCCGCAUAGCGAAGUGCUCGAGAUGAAACCACGGCGGCCAGUUGUUUCCUCUAAGAAUCGUCGCAUGGGCUUUAUUGAGCAUACACGGAGCAAUGUUAUGGACCCGCGGCGUUUGGUCAACUCGUCGAUUUCACUGUUUUCGAAGCCAUUUGCGAAUGGGUUUGGGGACAAAGAGGAAGGUGCUGGGCAUGCUAAAACUCGACACUUGAUCGCCCGAAGGAUGUCGAGCCAUGCGGCGUCGAUCCCCAGUCGACUACAAGAUCCUGAUUGUAGCAUCCUCCCAGCAAAGGCGGGGUUCCUUAUUAUCCAGCGAUGUGUGAACUUUCAUGGACGAAAUUGGUACCGAAAGUGGUUUGUGUUGGACCCGCAAAAGUGCGUCCUGCGCUACUACGACUCGGAGGAUGCAGCUCGUCGCGGGCUAUCGUUGGCGAAGCUGAACUUGACAAACAAGCACGCUUCUUUAGCCAUCACGAACUGUCUGAAUUUGGACGCCGCUCCUACGUCGUACAUGUUUCUCGUCCGCACCAAGAAACAGUGCUGGAAGAUAUGCGCUUCGUCACAAAUCGAAUACAGCGAGUGGGAAAAUGCAGUCUCGACUGCUAUAUUGACUGCGCAGCUCUCUCGACGUGGCAGUAAGAGCAAGAAAGCAAUGGUCAAGGCCGUAAAGUCGUCAGCAAUACGAAAAGGCUUGCACCCCAGUAAGCCUGGAGCCGAAUUACCGAAAUCUGAUGCAACAUCGUGUAUCAAUGACCCAGUUGUGAAUACGUCUCAUCCAUCCAGGCAACGUGAUCAGCCGCCACCGGAUUCGGCUGAGACUUACAACGAUGGCGAAGAGGGUGACUCUGACAUCAAGGAAGACAGCGACUCUGACGAAGAUGACGAUGAUGAGUCGGAGUCGGACGAUGAGAACGAGGUGUGUGAUGGUGUUGCUGUCGAAGAUGCUCGGCCUGUCGUUGACACUAUCGUGUUGGAGCACAAUCGCACUGAGACCAUUGACAGUUUCCCAGACCUGCGCAGUGUUCCACUGCAGUGGAAAUUGGGUCUUGUAGCUGUAUUGAACGUGGUACUAUUAUUUGUGCGCUCGGCCCCCAAUGUGAUUGUCGUGCUGGCACUGCUGACAAUGGACUGGUAUUUGCUACACGUGUACGUGAGUGGCAAAGAGUUGAAUGCGUUGUCAUCAUGGAAACUCAAGAAGGAGUGA